Trichoderma harzianum CBS 226.95 is the source of this 186-nucleotide messenger RNA. RefSeq lists its product as hypothetical. The annotation marks the transcript as partial. Lineage: Eukaryota; Fungi; Ascomycota; Sordariomycetes; Hypocreales; Hypocreaceae. The transcript has a single exon. The record is from RefSeq and is a predicted model, not a curated record.
AUAGCUGCUGUAAAGGAAAUACCGUUAGUUACUAUUCUUCUUAUUAGCAGAGGGAAAAGCCUAAUUUUUAUAGUACUAGCUAUACUAGCUGGAGCCGGAGUUACUAUUAUAGUAGCGCCUUAUACUAAGCUUAAGAGACAGCUUAUUACGUACUGCCUUAAUGUAGGUAUUAACUGUAAGUACUAG